AUGCCUGAUAGCCCGAAGAAAAAGUGUACCAAGCGCAAAGCUGCCGACAUUAAUCUCAAGGCUGCCAAGCCAAAGAGAACACAGGCUCAGCACUCAGUACCUCCACCCUCGGUCAUGGCUUCUACUGUGGAUGAAUCUCAACAAACUCGACAGUCGGGAUGUCUAGCAUGGACUAGCCAGCCCAAAGGCUCUAACUCUCUUGAUUCCACUAUUCCUGCAAACCCUGCUGCUCCCGAACAGCCCUGCAAGGGUUGUGGCAGUUAUUCAAAGAAAAAGCAGCCCCCUCCCCCAUACAACAUUUCAGUGCAACCAAUUCCAAACACUAUGACGAUCAACACUCCAAUUCCCAAUGCUCCAAUUCCCGACACCACAAUUCCCAGAGCACAGCCGAAAACAAAGACUGUUGCUCCUCCCCUGAGCAUAAAGUCAGGGAGCAACAACUUCUGCCAGUGGUCUCGCUAG
Suillus clintonianus is the source of this 462-nucleotide messenger RNA. RefSeq lists its product as uncharacterized. Lineage: Eukaryota; Fungi; Basidiomycota; Agaricomycetes; Boletales; Suillaceae. Bases 1 to 462 code for a protein of 153 amino acids. The transcript is spliced from 4 exons. The record is from RefSeq and is a predicted model, not a curated record.